AUGAAAAGUCAAUUAUCAUACCCAUCUGAUGAACGAGAAGCGGCUUUGAAUGAAGAACAACCUGAUGAACAUCAAAGACAAAGAGUAGAAAUAAUGGAGGAUGGUCGUGUUGCGAUUGGUCAACAUAUGAGUGAAAGGUACCAAAUUUUAGGAAAUAUCGUCGUAGACGAAAUUCAACAAGCUCUCAAUGAACUGGACAAGGUUAACACGUAUUUUUCUCCGAUUACUGGGUAUGCUGAGGAGCCUUUGUUGCCACUUCCUGAAGCAUGUGCUCCAUUGGCCGAUAUUCUUUAUAACUUAUCGGUCUAUGUGCAACGGGCACUAGAUGAAACUCCUGAAAAUCCACCUGAUCGGUUGACAAUUGAUGAGAGUGCUGCCGUUCGUCUAUACACGAUCGAAUGGGAAAGACCACAUCGCAGCCUGUAUUCAAUGCUCAAUUACACUUUGAAAGGUGGUAAUCGCGAAGAGCUUCGGCCUUAUUUUAAAUAUCUAAAGUUAUUCUUGACUGCACUGGUCAAAAUUCCGUGUGUCCCACCAUUGACUGUUUGGCGAGGAGUUACAAGAGAUUUGAGCGCGGAGUUUCCACCUGGUACCACAGUGACAUGGUGGUCAUUUUCUUCAUGUACAACAUCACUAACUGUCUUGGAGAAUAACUUGUAUUUGGGUACUACAGGAGCAAGAACUCUAUUUUCUGUUGAAGCCAUUAAUGGACGGACAGUACGUGCCCAUUCACAUUUCGUUACAGAAGAAGAGAUUCUUCUUCUACCUGGUACUCAUAUGAUAGUGCAAUCACAACUGAGUCCAGCACCUGAUCUCUAUAUUGUUCACUUGAAACAAGUCAUACCGGAGGCAACCUUGCUUGAGCCUCCAUUCGAAGUAUAUCAAUGCAGUGAUCCAUAUCCAUCACCAAUGACCACUGAAACUGGAAAAUUACCAGUUGCUAUAGUAUUUGGAGAUUUUAUGAAUGUCAAACGCGUAGAUUUGGCAGUGCUCAAUUAUGAUGAUCGAAGUGUUGAUAUACUUCUUGGUAAUGAGAAAAAUGAUUAUGAGGCUGAAUACUACUAUCAGACAGAUGCUGCACCAAAUUCUGUGUUUAAUGUUGAUCUAAACUAUGAUGGACUCAUGGAUAUUGUAGUAGUGAAUGGAGAUGAUGACAGCGUUAGCGUCCUGCUUGAUAAUAACAACGAAACAUUUCAAACCUCAAUCGAAUAUUUAGUCGGUGACAAUCCAAUGUCAGUGACCGCAGGUGAUUUCAACAAUGAUACACUCACAGAUGUAGUAGUAGCGAACUCUGACGAUGAUACGGUUAGCUUAUUGUUGGGUGGUGAAGAAGGUACAUUUUCUGAUAUUCAAAUUGCUUUUGACGUUGGCUCCAAACCUGUCUGUGUCAUAUCGAGUAAUUUUAAUCAGGAUGGAAAACUGGAUUGGGCAGUUAUCAAUCAAGAUGAUAACACUGUCAGUGUAGCAAUUGGAUAUGGAAAUGCAACUUUUGAAAAUCUACAGACUUAUAACGUUGGUGCGACACCAGUCUCUAUGACAUAUGAGGAUUUCAAUAAAGAUGGUAAAGUAGAUUUGGUAGUAGUAAAUUAUGGGAAUAAUAGUGUUAGUUUGUUACUUGGUAAUGGGGAUGGAUCGUUUCAAGCUCAAAUUGUUUACGAAAUUGGCAUGAAUCCAAGUGCUGUAGUGGUGGCUGAUUUCAAUAAUGAUAGGCAGAUGGAUUUAGCAUUAACGUUUUCGAAUGAAUCUUCCAUCGGUGUGUUAUAUGGAAAUGGUGAUGGAAGCUUUCAGAGACCUUUAAAAUAUAAGGUUGGUACUUCUCCAAGUGCUAUGAGAGCAGACGAUUUUAACGACGAUGGUAAAAUAGAUCUAGUAGUAGCCAAUUCUGGAGAACACACGUGCAGUAUGCUGAUUAACAGUGCUGAUGGAACAUUUCAAAAUCAAAUUAAAUAUGCUACUGGUGCGAAUCCGGUAGCGAUAACUUCAGCUGAUUAUGAUAACGAUACAAUAAUCGAUGUGUUGGUGGUCAAUAAGGGAGAUAAUAGUGUCUCCUUGCUACUAGGUAAUGGAGAUGGAACCUGUCGUGGUCGAAUGCCGCAUAGGCUCGAGAAGAUAGCCGAUUCGAUGGCAACAGGUGAUUUCAAUAAUGAUACCAAAUUAGAUCUGAUAUUGACUAAUACAAUUGAUUACAGUAUUACUCUACUUCUUGGUAGUGGACAUGGUACCUUCCAGGAACCAAAUUAUGUAAUGUCAGGUGAUUUUAAUAAUGACAAUAAAAUGGAUUUAGCAGUGCUCGGUCGACUUUCUAACCAUAUGGAUGUACUGUUUGGUGAUGGAAAUAUGACAUUUUCGAUUCGAAAACGGUAUGGAACAAGUAGUAGUCCAGGUCCUGCAGUAGCCUAUGAUUUCAACAAAGAUGGAAAAAUCGAUAUUGCUGUGCUGAACAAACUUUCUAACCUAUUAUAUAUGUUUUUAAACGAGUGCUCAUAA
Rotaria sp. Silwood1 is the source of this 2487-nucleotide messenger RNA. The record is from the annotation of a GenBank genome assembly. NCBI's taxonomy places the organism in Eukaryota, Metazoa, Rotifera, Eurotatoria, Philodinida, Philodinidae.